AGAGGAGGAGAGGACAGUCAGAGGCGACCCAGAGAACAGAUACGCGCAAGAAGGCAAAGCGUUCAGGAUUGAACACUUAAAUCGCGGUGAUUUCUUUUUUUCCACAAGGACUGCAAAGGUGUAUUCCUGUACUAACCCAGCGUCAGCACACCGUGAGGAAAGGCAAAAGUGAGGUUUUACGUUGCACUCCUCUCGCACCCGGCGCGUCUCGGUGUGCUGGAUGAGCGCAAAGUGUGAGCUUCAGGACCCGAGGAGAGGACAGAUCCGCUCCGUGUCCUCUGGACCUCCUGUCCAGGAACUCCGCUGAAGCUUUUUACAUGUCAACUAUUCCAGUCUGACUCUCUGCUUCACAAGUCUGGAAGAAGUCUGAAGCAUCCGCUGACGGAGAGAUCCGCAACCGACUGUGUGCUCAAUAUGUACCAGGGGCAUUUACAGGGGAAAGACUCUAGGGCUGCAGAUAAGACUGUUGCCAUGGUCCUGAAGGAGAUACCAAGUAAGGCGUCAUCAGAAGGGAAGCCCCUCCUCACAGUGACUACCAAGCUGGUGAGUGAGCAACAAGAGAGCCGUCCGCUUUUAAGCCCAUCCAUCGACGAUUUCCUCUGCGAGACCAAGUGUGAUGGGCUUUCCCGCGCAGUGACUUCCAACACAGCUGUUCUGUCUUCAACACUGGACCUGCUGGAUCUCAGUGAACCCGGCGAGAGGAGGAGCAGCAAGGACAAAAGGAGCCCUCUGUCGUCCCGGGUCAACAGCCAGAAGAACAGCCUACGCAGAAAGAAGAAGGAGACGGACGAGACGGAGCUGAUCCAGGUGGAAGUUGAACAGACAGAAGAAAUCAUGAGGACCCCAGAGAGAGUGUCACUAGACUCAGUUACCAUGUGUACACCGUUGGAUAAAUGGGAAGAGCUGAAUCCUCCCCCUGAGAGAAAUGGAAACAGGAAAUGGAAGAUGGAAAGGCGGCGUUCUUCUAAAAAUUCAUCCAAUGAAUUCCUAUGGUCCAUAGACUGUAAAACCCAAUUAGAGGCAUUGAACAAGAACUCCUUGGACGCAAACACCAAAGUGGAUCCUGAGUCUGCUCUAGCAUCUCAACUCAACAGGCAGUAUAUUAGUGGAAGACAUGCUCGCCUAACCAAGGAGCAGCGGUUGGGCAGCGCCCGCCUGUCCAGACAUCAGUCCCUGGAGGAGGAGUUUGAGCGAGCCAAGGCUGCUGUUGAGUCAGAUACCGAGUUCUGGGAUAAAAUGCAGGCCGAGUGGGAAGAGCUGGCUCGGAGGAACUGGCUGAGAAACGAGCAGGCGCAGAUUCCCUCCUCUGUCUCUCCACAUGAGAAGGGUUACUACUUCCACACAGAUAAUCCUUACAAAGACUUGCCUAACGCAUUUGAAGAGGGACAAAAGAAGUCUCGAGAGGGAGACUUGCAAAAUGCUGUGCUUAUGCUGGAAGGAGCCGUCCUGCAGGACCCUCAAGAUUCAGAGGCUUGGCAAGUGCUGGGUACCACGCAGGCAGAAAAUGAGAAUGAGCAAUCAGCGAUCGUCUCUCUCCAAAGGUGUUUGGAGCUCCACCCUAACAACCUCACAGCCCUCAUGGCUCUGGCAGUGAGCCUGACCAACACUGGUAUGCGCAACGAGGCCUGUGAGACUCUGCUCCGAUGGCUGCAGCACAGCCCGAAGUACAAGCACCUGCUGAAGUCCAAGACCCACCUGAUGGGAUCCCCUAACUCCCCACGCAAGGUGUCCACUGCCAACAACGUGGGAAAACACGAAAGCUCCCUACAAUCUGAGGCCAAAGAGCUCUUCCUGGAAGCAGUUCAGCAAAACUCUGAAAGCAUCGACCCAGAUUUGCAGACGGGCCUCGGGGUGCUCUACAACGUUAGCGGAGAGUUCAAGAAAGCUGUGGAUGCCUUCAACACAGCGCUGUCAGUGCGGCCUGAGGACUACUUGUUAUGGAACCGCCUGGGGGCCACGCUGGCAAACGGGGACCGGAGCGAGGAGGCGGUGGAGGCUUACACGAGGGCCCUAGAGCUGCAGCCGGGGUUUAUCAGGUCCCGCUACAACCUGGGAAUCAGCUGUAUUAACCUGGGGGCACAUCGAGAGGCGGCCAGAAACUUCCUGACGGCUUUGAGCCUUCAGAGGAAAAGUCGGAGUCGCCAGCAGUCCCACCAGGUGAUGUCUGGAAACAUCUGGGCUGCUCUGAGGAUAGCUUUAUCCAUGAUGGACCAGCCCGAACUCUUCCAGGCUGCGAAUAUUGGUGACCUGGAUCUUCUCAUGCGGGCCUUCAACCUUGACAUUUGAGGAAUGGGAAGUAGUGACAAUAGCAUCUCCUCCUUCACUUACUAGCCAAAAGCCCGAAGUGCACACGUCAGAUAUUGGAUCUGUAUUAGUGAGCGUGGUUUUUAUGCACGUCCAAACUAACUGCAGUCGUCAAAGUUGUCCAUUUUUUUGCCCAAGUUCUUCGAGAGCAGUUCUGCGGACAAGUUCUUUCAAGAGCUUGAAGUGACUGCUUUGUGGUGGAUUUGCACUGCAAUUUGUGAUUUCCCUGAAGAGCAGAAGGACGGGCAAAGAUUGUAAGAGCAAUGCCUUAGAGAACACAUCAAUUAAAACCGACUCAUCCAGUGGAACAGAGCUGAGCCAGGAGAGGCAGACAGACAUUUUGAGAAGCUCGCACAACCCUCACACGUGUUUGCAGAGAAAGGUGGAGGUUUUGAGAAAGAAAAAAAAAAAAGGUUUUGUUAUCCAAUUACUUUCAAAGACUCAAGUCUGUCUCAGCCUACUGAAGUAUGGAUGUAGUGAGCAAGUGAUAAAGGCUGCACCGUCUGACCUGGAGCUACACAUUCUGUUCUCAUCCUCUUUCAAUGGAGAAUAAUGAUAUUGCAUGAAUAAGCAUUUUCAUAAAUGGAUUCCUUGUUCAAAAUCAACAUACCUUUAGAAGUUUUCCCUUUGCAAUUUAGACUGAUUCCAGAUAACAACUUCCUCAACCCAAGUGAGGAUGUAAAGCCUUACUCAAAUGCAUGCGAACAACAAUAUUUAUGAUAUACUAUUUUUAUGGCAACACAAAAAGAGAAGCCAUUUUAGACUGGUUUUCAUUUCUUUAAAUAACUGCCAUCGUAUGCACUUGAAAGCUUUAUGAGCCGUUUGUUUUCGCUCGGUUGUAUUUUUUGUGUUUGAUUUGGCUCCUAGCUUCUCUUUGCUCCCUUUAAGCUGACUAGCUAGAGAAAUAUUAACAAACCCAGGGCAACAUUGGUCUGCAAAACCUUCCCUUUCAAAAAAUGUCAUAUGAACAAAUGUGUUUACAGGUCUUAAAAUAUCUCUUUAAUCUUCUGGUAUUGCUUAAGUAGCCCUCACAUGAGAUGUAAACAUCCCAUUUGAUUUAUACUGUACUAUAUAUAAUUAAAUAACAUGUAGUUGAUGUGAAGCUGCAAGCUAAGACCUUUGUAUGCUUUGGGUAUAUCAUAAAGCAGUCAUGUGUGUCUUUACUGUGCCUCCACAGGCAGUGAAGCCCAUACAUUGAAUUACAUUUGUCUGCCUCAGCCUUCAUGCAUGAUAUAAAUAUUUAUGUCAGCUUUGGUAGAAUGCCUCGCAUAUUUAAAAUGCUAUUUGUUUUACCAUCUGCAAACUUCAUUUCCCAUGAAAACAUUAAGUUAUCGUGCACACAGCACGUGAUCGUAUUGAGCCAGAUAAUUUCUCUGCACCAUCACAGAAGCAAAGCUUUUAAACAUGUUCGUUAUGGUUUCUCUGGCAUCACUGUUGCUAGUUUCAAAAGUCUGUGAGGUGAACGUCACAUUCCUGGCCGGGCAUCAGAGUAAAUGAUAGAUAAUCUGCUUUUCUGCAUAACUCAGCAUCUUGGUGUUUAACAGGCUUGUCAACAGUCUGGGCGUACUAGAGAAAGGGUUUUAUUCUCAGAUCCUAUGCAAUAGGUCAUGUUUUAUGUUGCCAUUCUGUAUUGUCAUUUAGUUGCUGUCUGCCUCGAUGAACCAAAAGGAAGUGGCGAUUCUGUGCUUUUAAAGAACGCUAUCGGGGGAGACCGGGGAGCGAUUCAUCUUCCUAACUGUACAGCUUUGAUGUCAUGGUCUGUAUGAGAAACCGUGUUUCAUUAGGGAGCUUGUGGAGAAAAAAAACAAGUGUCCUUUUUCAAGAGAGAAACAUGGUCAGUGAUUUAGAAAGAACCGAAACACACAAACAGCAUCGACCCAAAAUGAAGCCGUCAUGUUUUAUAACUCUGCGGUGUACCGACAUGACCUUGCACCCGUCAACUCACUGACCUACAUCAAGCUUUGCUAUCUGAUGUUUUAUUACGCAAGCGAAAGUUUAUUUGUCUUUGAAGCUCAUCUUAAAUCUGCUUUAAGGAGAAAACUCUUUAAGUGCAAUAAUGACAUCUAUGUGUUAUGCGCUCAUUCAUUGAAACAGAUUAUUUGCUGCCAUCAGAUUCUUAAAAGAAAUGUUGGCAGUGAAUCUCUGAGGCCGACCACAUGAUGUUUACUAGAUCAAGGAGGCAGAGCAGCCCAGUGAGACGCAGCACAUAUGUGCAUGCCACUAACAAUCUGCAUCGGGGGGGGGGGCUGAGAGUGGACUGCACAAUGGAAAGGGAAAUGAGGCCAAAGCAGAAAUGCUCAAAUGUAUUCAAUUAUGAUCAAAUAAUUGGCAGUGUAUGUUUUUUACAUGGGUAAUAGUAUGGGAGUCCACCAGUGCUAUCAUAUUGAAUAUUUCCUUUUCAUUAAAUUACUUAAAUAAUUUUGGUACGCUAUCAGUAUGGCUUUCUAAAUGGAACUGUUGGUGUGUUCAGACUUAAAUGUCUGGUUUGAUGGAUUGCUGUGACAUUCAUUUUCAGCAGACUCCUUUUGACCUUUGUGAUCCGCUGACUUUAAAAAAAAAUCAUUCAUCGACAUCAGUUCAAAUAUUUCAUCCAUCUAAUAUUUUUGAUUUACUGUCACCUUUUACAUUCAUGACCAAUUAUCUGCCAUACUUCAAACAGUCUUAUUAGCCUCAGCCUCAAGAUAGUGGCUUUGAUAUGAAGUAUGAAUGCCAACCUUACCAUACGCAUGCUAGCUUUUACAUUGUGAGCCGUCUUGCAUCUAUUUUAAAGCUACAUUAAGCUAAUUUUAGAGGUAUAGGGCUCCCACUGUACAUCUGAGCCAGCCAAGUGUUUUUCCUUCUGUUGACAUCCACCUGUCUCUUAUGGUGGACGUGCUAACAGUGCAGGCUGGAAGCACACAGCAAUGUGAACAUGCCCACAUGUUUGUUUAUUUAGUAUCAAAUCAGAGUCUCAGCAUCUAAAGUUUUCAUAAACUAUAAAAUCAUGGGAGGUACUAUAUUCUUAAGUUUAAUUUCAACACAAGGCAAAGUGCUUUACAAAAAUGAAAGACAUUAACGGCAUCCCUCCAUUUUUAAAUAUGAACACAUAAUCUUUCUCUGGUCCUCACAGCUUUCUUUUGUGUCAGCAAUGAUCUAUAGAAACUCAUAAACAUGAUGUCUGCUAAGUUGUGCUUUCUAAAUCAACUCUAGUUUUCUUAUGGGGUUGUAGGCCUCUGUUUUUUGCAUUUCAAGAUACUGUAGUUGUGUUAAAAAUGAGAAACGUAUUUUUUUAAAGAAACUUUAAAUUACAAGCUUGAAACCUAAACUUCUGUGUACAUAAUACUGCAGCGCAUUGAGAUAGGAUGCCUGGUGACUGUUUCCUUUUUGUAGAACCUACCUAUUGUACCUUCUCAGGUGAAUUGGCCUAGCAUAACGCAUGCUCUGAGGAACAGAUCCAAGUUGAUCGCAUGCUAGAUCCUUUCCAUGAACUGCUUCGAAUGCUAUUUUCAUUGGUAUGCAUGAAAUACAUGGAUGUGCUUGCUUCCCCUCCCACUAACGUAGGAAAAUAUAUCAUAAGGUUUCCUUGCAAUAUUUCUACAAUGCACUUUUUAAAUCUGCCACCUUGACAAAAAGUGAUGUAUAUAUUCAGUAUAUAUUCUAUACAAGAGGCUUUUCCUGCAUAGAAUGCGUGAGUGUGCACGGCUCAAGAGUAACAAACUUAAUAUUUACUGAACAUGAUGAUUCUUGAGCUUGAAUAUUGGUACAUUGCUACCACUCGCUUGUCAUAGUUAUAUUCUGUAAAACGUUUUUAAAAGUGGCUUCUACAAGUUACAAAUGUACUGGUAACACUUUGAAUGACCCCAGCCAACAGAGUUUUGUGUCUUUUCUUACCUGCUUUUAUGUAAUACAUUUAUAUUUAUAUAAUAAGAAAUACCUUGUGAAAUUCAUUUUUAAAAAUCCUUAAUGAAUACAGUGUAUGACCAAAAACUCAUCUUAUUAUGAAUUUUUACAAAAACUGAGAGUAGGUCACAUAUUUGUUUCAGUUAUGUGUCUGGUUCACUUGAAGCCACCGCCAAUCAAAUGACACAAAACAAGAUAGAUAUUCAUAUUAAUGAUGUAUUACUUCAACUCCCUACAGUAGGAAAGAAGGAAAUAUGUAAGGCUUUUGCAAAUUAAAUAAUACUUUUAUUUACCUUUUAUUUUUGUAAGACCUGCAGAAACUCAUCAAUGUUGAACACUUUUUCAGAUAAAUAAAGCAUUUCCUUUUGCUUUGUAAGUGUGGUGAAAAUGUGUCAGUCUUCUGGACAAAAUAGGUUUUGAAAGCAUUUAUAAAAUGAUUGAAUGUUAACAGGGACAUUGGUUGGGGUUUCUAAAGGUUAUCAGUGCAUUUCCUGUAAUGUCUUUCCUCACUCCUUUAACUCAACAUGUGUACAAAUGCAGUUUGUUCUAGUUUAUUUCUUGAUGCAUCAAAUAAAAUGAUAUUUUAAUGAAUGCACAUAGAAAUUAUAUACUUUAUAUACAGUAUGGAUUACUUAUUGAAACACCUACUAUAAUGCAUAUUACUAUCCCUGUAUAAUCACAAGAAAGCAUUAGCACCUUUGAAACCUACAAUAUGAAAGUCAACUUUUAAAAUAAACUGUUGUUAUAUA
Molecule: messenger RNA, 6932 nt
Organism: Gymnodraco acuticeps
Lineage: Eukaryota; Metazoa; Chordata; Actinopteri; Perciformes; Bathydraconidae
Gene: pex5la
Product: peroxisomal biogenesis factor 5-like a
Biological process (GO): protein import into peroxisome matrix, docking
Cellular component (GO): cytosol; peroxisomal membrane
Molecular function (GO): protein binding
Source: RefSeq, a predicted model, not a curated record